CUCUUCAUUUUUACAAAUGAAGUACGUACGUAGUACAAUCAUUUGCUCCUUAAUUUACAGAAACUUGAUGAAGUAUUUGCUUUUGCAGUGGGAUAACCCUAACUUAAACAAUGCCGGCCUACCCAAAACGUCUACGAUUAAAGAAUCAUCUCUUGAAGCGAUCGACCGAUCCAUAGGAUAGCUACCUCAGUCCUCAGCCUAUAAACACAUGCAUGAAGAAGUGAAAGUAGCAGCAACUCAGGUCAGGUCAUCGAUCAGCCAUACAGGACUUCGUCCCCCUCCUCCUCUUGCUACCGAUGACGCUCCUCCUGGUCGUGGGCCGCGGCCUGCUCCGGCGUGCGCCGCCGAUCAAGGAAAUGCUGGCCCGCCUCGCCGCCGUCAAGUGGGCUCUGGUGCGGGACUUCUCCACCGCGUUGCGGCAGGACGUCGUGAUCACGGACCGUGCGACCGCGCACCGCCUUCUCGUCCGCGGCGGCGGCGGGGGCGCGUUCUGCAACCGCCCGCCGACGAGCGCGGCCAGCUCCGUCCUCUCGCGCCAACGCCACCACAACAUUGGCUCGGCGCCCUACGGCCCGCUCUGGCGCGCCAUCCGCCGCAACCUCGUCUCCGAGGUCUUCCACCCGUCGCGCCUCCGCCUCUACGCCCCCGCCCGCCGCCGCGCGCUCCGCGGUCUCCUCGCGGACCUCCGCGAGCAGUGCACCUCGUCUAACGUGGCCCUCGCGGCCGAGAGCAUGCACGCUGCCUUGUUCGGCCUGAGCGCCGCCAUGUGCUUCGGCGACGGCGUCGACGCGGGCCGCGUCCGCGACAUGGCCGACGCCAUGGAGGACCUCAUCCGGUCCCUCGUCGGGCUCAGUGUCUUCGCCGCACUCCCGGCGUUGACCGAGUUGGUAUACCGCAAAAAGUGGAACAAGCUGGUCGCGCUCAGGCGGCAGCAGGAGGAGCUGUACCUCCCGCUCAUCAAUGCCCGGCGCGGCCAGCACCACCGUCCGUCCGGCGAAGCCCCAACAUAUGUGGACACGCUCUUCGACCUCCUGGUCGUGGACGACAACUGCUCCGCAUCCGGUGGGAAUUCUCCCAAGCAAAGGCUGACAGACGGCGAGCUCGUGGGGCUCUGCUCCGAGUUUCUUGGCGCCGGCACGGAGCCCGCGAUCGCGGCGAUGCAGUGGGUCAUGGCGAACUUGGUGAAGCAUCCGGAGGUGCAGGAGGCCGUCCGGAGAGAGAUCGACGCUGUCAUCGGAGAGGACGCCGAGGAGGUCGGCGAGGAAGACCUUGGUAAGCUGGAGUACCUCAACGCUGUCCUCAUGGAGGCGCUCCGUCUUCACCCCACCGUCCCCUCGUUGAGUAGGCAGGUGAUACCGGAGGACCACAUCGUUCUGGACGGCCGGCGUGCUUCGGCCGGGACGACGGUGCAGUUCCCGCUGGAGCGUCUGGCGCGGGACAAGGCGGCGUGGGCCGACCCGGAUGAGUUUCGGCCGGAGCGGUUCCUGGCCGGCGGCGAGGGCGAGGGCGUGAGCCUCGUGGCGGCUGCGGGAAGCGCCGGUGAGAUCAAAAUGAUGCCGUUCGGCGCCGGCAGGAGGAUGUGCCCGGGCAUGGGCGUCGCGAUGCUCCACCUCGGGUACUUCGUGGCGAACCUCGUGAGGGAGUUCGAGUGGACGGAGGCGGGAGGCGACAUGGCCGUCGACCUCGAGCCACAGGUCAGGUUCUUGAACGUCAUGAAGCAGCCGCUGCGUGCGCACCUCGCGAUGCGGCGGAAGACUAGAUAAAGUGGUAGAAAUGUGGUCUCAGGAAGGACAUGGAUUCUCUGCUCGUAGGCUUACUCUUUAUCCUCUGCUUGUAAUUAAUUAAGCUCAUUCGAAAGCAUGAGCAACAACGCAUCUGUUGGAAUAAAAUUGAAGAGCAUGUGGUGCA
Messenger RNA from Lolium perenne, 1908 nucleotides. RefSeq names its product cytochrome P450 89A2. The record is from RefSeq and is a predicted model, not a curated record. Gene Ontology annotation, molecular function: oxidoreductase activity, acting on paired donors, with incorporation or reduction of molecular oxygen, NAD(P)H as one donor, and incorporation of one atom of oxygen; iron ion binding; heme binding. Lineage: Eukaryota; Viridiplantae; Streptophyta; Magnoliopsida; Poales; Poaceae. Gene Ontology annotation, cellular component: membrane.